Molecule: messenger RNA, 1391 nt
Organism: Rubroshorea leprosula
Lineage: Eukaryota; Viridiplantae; Streptophyta; Magnoliopsida; Malvales; Dipterocarpaceae
Source: the annotation of a GenBank genome assembly
UAAUGCUUCUACUAAAAAAGAACUGAUUAUAGGGGGUAAUAUUCACUUUUUGUUACUUACGAAAAUAGAAAAACAUGAAAUACAACAAACUGCCAGCUGGCGCCUCUUUGCCUUCUGAUUGGCUCCUUCCGUAAAUUAAUUCCGAAUCUUAUCCAUCGAAUUCAUCCUGAGACCAUCACCACAUCCCAACCAUUUCAGGAGUGACAAACCAGCAUGUCAUUACCAUUAUAAGAUUAGUAUCUCUAACUUCCUUUUUCGUUUUUGGUAAAUAACCAUUCUAACUUCUAAGUGACAUCCCAAAACCCAUCACAUUUCCUAAAUUACUACACUUCUGGGUUUUCAGAGCACACGAGAGAACAAGGCAUUCAUUCACAUAUUGCCAGUCAGCAACAGAACAAGCAAAGAAAAUAUGCAAAAAGAAUGGCUACAAUCCCAAAGCACCAUCUUUUGGUACAGCCGUUAUGGCACUCAUCCAAUCUUCAUACCAGAGCACAUACCCGCAGGCUUCCUCAUGUACAUGUUCAAUUAUAGUAUAAACUCCAUGUUGGACACCCAUUCAAUUACAUGGACAUAAAAGCAUAAUCAUUAAUGCUAGUUCAUACAGAGGACAGACAAAAGGAUGAUGGAAACUCCUUUCAGAUGGAUAUCAAGUAGAUCGUAGAUCAUCAAUAUCUAAUUUCUCAUAUUCUAUGUGGUAGAUAGAACAUAAAAAUAACACUAGCCCAAUUUAUUUGAUAAGCAAAUACAGCAGCUAAAAUGUGAUGCAUAUCAAUAGCCUCCAAAAACAUGUAUUGCAUUGCAGGACAACAUACAAUAAAAAACAGAACAAAUUUACUUGAUGAUCCAAGGAACUAAUGUAGAGAAUUAAUUUCUCUUUAGAGACCUAACAACACAUUCCAACCACUUUUAUUGAAGCAUAUUACUUUACAGUUUCAGGGUAAUCUAAACAAGCAAAUAAAUGUCAGUUACUUAACGACCCAAAUGCAUAUUCUAAAAAUUAACUCAUCAUAAAUUAUCUACCGAUAAAAAAGUUAGCUUCUGUUGGAAGUUCUUAAACAAUCAACAAUGAUGAUUCUAUUUAUAAGAUGUUGACUCAAUCAAUGUAUUGCCACCUGCCAGGUGCCUACCCCUGGCUCUCACAAAAACAUUGCUCCAGUGUGGUUCCCUCAAAUGUGUCAUUAUCAAGUCUCUAUCCCCAAAGUACAGGGCCCUUGGUUUCUUCCAUCUCACUUAAUAGAGGAAGAAGAAACAAGGUCGUCAUGAUGUUGCUUUCCUAUUGAAAAUUACUUGAUGCGAGUGAGAAAAGAAAAUGGGGUAAUGUUAGGAGAAAAGAUUCAGUUUCGCAUUCCAAAUUUCACGGUGUAGAAUAAGAAUAAAGUUCAACUGUAAAG